Poecilia reticulata (guppy) is the source of this 1975-nucleotide messenger RNA. RefSeq names its product mediator complex subunit 10 (gene med10). Gene Ontology annotation, molecular function: transcription coregulator activity. Gene Ontology annotation, biological process: regulation of transcription by RNA polymerase II. Gene Ontology annotation, cellular component: mediator complex. The record is from RefSeq and is a predicted model, not a curated record. Lineage: Eukaryota; Metazoa; Chordata; Actinopteri; Cyprinodontiformes; Poeciliidae.
UUUUUUUUUUGGACUUAUGUAUCUUUUAUUAGAAACCUUUUGUUCAUGGCAGGGUCUGGCUGACCCCUAAUCACUUGAUGACUGUAAAUACUUUAUGUACAUGGCCCCCAAACUUAUCAGCAUUGUUUAAAGUGGCCAAAAAUUUACUGGAAAUUUCUGUAGAAAAUAAUCAACUUGACAAUUUAGCUGACAGUGCAAUAUUGUUGUUGUUUUUUUGUUGUUUUUUGUGUGUCUCUUCUAUUCAAGCAUGAAGUGUAUUCAAAAUCCAUCAAAAAUAAAUAAAGUCCAAAUAUUUGAUUGGAAAUUCCUUAAGGGAAAUGUGAAUCAUGUCUUCUAACAAUAAUCAUAAUUGUCUAUGAUUAUUAAAUUUACAAAGGAUUUUUCAUUAAAUGAAAAAAGGACAAUCCUGAGUGUCCUCUUCAUGAGACUCUUAUACAAUAUGAGUGUCUUCAGUCAGAGGCUUCUUCAUAUGCCCUGUAAUACUGACUGCUAGAUCCUUCCAGCUCACAGUCAUGAGGAACACUUUAAUAACCUAUGACUUAAAACGAUAUUUAAUUUCCCUCUGGAAUCAAUCAUAUUAAUUAUUAAUUUAAUUAGUAAUAUUAAAUGUGAUUAAUAAAAUGUUUUUAAUUUAGCGCUGUAAUAUUAACUGGGGUGCUAUUUUUAAAGUAUAAUAAUUUCAAAAGUGUUAAAUCUAAACUGCACCCGUCUCAUUAACAAAGAGCAGCACUUCUCUCAAGCGGCGCGACAUUUUGCGACACAAUACGACAACCCUUUACCACUUGUUUCCGAGGUAACACGAUUGCGUAGACAGCCGGCUCUCACCAGCGAUUGGCUAGCUGCAGACCGUAAAGCCCAGCGGCGUUCUGCUUGUCCUAGCUUAGGUGGCUAAACAGUAAACACCGAUAAUUUAGUGGCGGCGUUUCUGACACGUCGCUGUUAGAGCCGGUUUAUUUGUUAAAGCAUCAAAAUGGCUGAAAAGUUCGACAAUCUCGAGGAGCACCUGGAGAAAUUCAUCGAGAACAUUCGGCAACUGGGAAUCAUCGUCAGCGACUUCCAGCCGAGCAGCCAGGCGGUUCUGAACCAGAAACUGAACUUCAUGAUAUCUGGGCUACAAGACAUCGAUAAGUGUCAAAAGCAGCUUCAUGACAUCAACGUCCCUCUGGAGGUGUUCGAGUACAUCGACCAAGGCCGAAACCCACAGCUGUACACCAAGGAAUGUCUGGAGAGAGCCUUGGCAAGGAACGAGCAGGUCAAAGGGAAGAUAGACACCAUGACGAAAUUCAAGAGCCUCUUGAUUUCCGAGCUCAGCAAAGUUUUUCCCGAGGAAAUGGCCAAAUAUAAGGAUAUACGUGGAGAAGAUGGGCCUUCCUAGUGUCUGCAGCUCACGACCCUCUCCCCGACCUUCACCCUGUGACCCGUCCUGUAUGGAAGGUCUGAAUGAAGAUCCAGAACGCUUCUCAUUUCUGCAACACAUCGUGCGGCUGCUGACGGUGAUGAAGGUCGUAGGUCAGAGCAGAACCCCGGCCCCGUCAGCCAUUACCUUCUUGUAGAUUGAAACUUAUUUAAAACCAUUGUUUUUGGAGAAACGUCACUUUAACGCCUUGGAUGUGUUGUGAGAGUGUGAACUCAUUUUCUUCAUUCAGCUUUAAGUUUUACAGAGAGAAACGUUCCACAGCUCAUUUCUAAGUAUGAGGGAAGAGACUCCCAUCGGGUUCACAGACUGUAUAUUUAUACCUGUAUUUUUUAUAACGCUUCUUUAUCAUUGUGCAAACUCAUGAGAUUUUGUAUCAAGCUCAGGAUACUAAAGGCCAUGGUGAUUGAAUGGAGAUGUUUUUUGACAAUAACUUUGUGCCUCAGCGUACAAUCUUUGUCACGUGUUUAUAUUGUAAUGUUUAAUAAAUCCAUUUUUUGUAUGCUGAAACGGUAGCAUUUGUAAAGUAUGAGGAAAUAAAUUCUUUGAAGAUAAAUUGAA